GUGAAAUGGUUGACGUGGAAAGUUUUAUACUGGGGUUCGUCUAUUAUUAUGGUCACGUCAUCGGAGUUAGUAACUUUGAGUUCAACUGGCAUACUGGUCGUGUGUAUACUGCCAAAAAGAGUACAUUCUAUGCAGUCGCUAUCAAUUCCACUAUUUUUAUUUUGUGUACCUAUCACUGGACCGGACAUACCAAUAUUAUUAAUUUGAUCUUCGGAAAAGCAAACCAGCUGCAUGAAUUUGUUACCGUCAUUAUGACGGGUCUAAGGAUUGCCAUAGGUAGUGCAAAAUAUUUCAAGAACUCUUCAGUAAGCUCAUUAUCAACAUUUUCAGGACUUUUUACAUUGAUUCACAGAUGGUAUCAGCGCUGCAAGAUUAUGGAUCUGACGAGAAUGGUGAUUCAAGUAUUUCAUGCCAGGCCGCAGGUGAAAAGAAUGUCUCGCUGGGGUAUUCUUGUCAAGUUUAUCUCUGGAUCUGUGACCGACUUACUCCAAAUGGCGGUCUUAUUGGAUGCCAUGGAUCGUGUGGGCUCUCAGUUCUACUUGGGAAUGGGCCUGCAGUACUGGACGUCGGCUAUACUGAAUCUGGCCAUAUCGCAGCAUUACCUUAUAAUGCUUUUCAUUCGCACCCAGUAUCAGCUACUGAAUACUGAACUCCGCAAGGUGAUUGAAGAAUCCAAUGAGCUAAGUUGGAAUCCUCCACGACAGGGGACUUUCAUGACCAGGUGUUGCAACUUGGCGGAUCAGCUAGAGGAUUUAGCCAAGGUCCAGAGUCAGCUGCAGUUGAUUAUGAAACAAUUGGAAGAAGUAUUCGGCGUUCAGGGGGCCUUGGUCUAUGGGGGAUACUACCUCUCCUCGGUAUCAUAUAUAUACCUGAUCUACAGUAUCCUUAAAUAUGGCUACGAAAAUAUGAACAUGACUCUAACCUCUGUGAUCCUGUCUUUAGUUUGGUGCUUUUUUUACUACCUCGAUGGUAUGCUAAAUAUGUCCGUUAUGCUAUAUGUCCAGGAUGAUCACGAGGAAAUGCUCCGUCUACUGGAAGAGCGAACCCUAUUUGCACCCGGGUUGGAUGUUCGUCUCGAGGAAGCCUUUGAAAAACUCCAGCUCCAGCUGAUUCGAAAUCCUUUUAAAAUUGAUGUAAUGAAAUUGUACGACGUCAAUCGAGGAACUACCAUGGCCAUGUUUGCAAAUCUUUUAUCGCAUUCAAUCUUCCUAAUUCAAUAUGAUAUGGAGAACUUUGAAAAAGAAAGUAUGUAAUUUAUUAAC
This is a messenger RNA of Drosophila suzukii, 1262 nucleotides long. Its product is annotated as Gustatory receptor 36c. The record is from RefSeq and is a predicted model, not a curated record. Gene Ontology annotation, cellular component: dendrite; axon; neuronal cell body. Gene Ontology annotation, biological process: male courtship behavior; sensory perception of taste; chemosensory behavior. NCBI's taxonomy places the organism in Eukaryota, Metazoa, Arthropoda, Insecta, Diptera, Drosophilidae. Gene Ontology annotation, molecular function: sweet taste receptor activity.